Messenger RNA from Olea europaea var. sylvestris, 959 nucleotides. RefSeq names its product glycine-rich RNA-binding protein 4, mitochondrial. The record is from RefSeq and is a predicted model, not a curated record. The transcript has 4 exons. The coding region runs from base 165 to 602 and encodes 145 amino acids. Lineage: Eukaryota; Viridiplantae; Streptophyta; Magnoliopsida; Lamiales; Oleaceae. Gene Ontology annotation, molecular function: RNA binding.
UAAUAAGCACUGAGAAUAAAAUUUUAUCUUUAAACCUAUCACCAUUUACUUUGAAAUUUGUUUCAUAAUCACAAAACUUUGGCCACUCUAUCUGUUUCAUUGGUACAAAAUCGAAGGGAUUUUAUACAACUGCAUCCGUUGACAACUAAGGUUGUUAGAAUCCAAUGAAAACUUUACUGCAGGUUGUCAGAAGAAUUCUACCACUCCAAUUGCAAAACCCAUCAUUUCCAGCUUCAAAUAACUGGCGUCGUUUUUGUUCUUACCAGUUGUCAAAUUCUUUGCCUCCACCUAACAGUAAACUCUUCGUUGGAGGGUUGUCAUGGUCAGUGGAUGAGAAAUCACUCAGGGAUGCUUUUUCUUCAUUUGGAGAGGUAACUGAAGUGAGGAUAAUGUACGAUAAAGAAAGUGGUAGAUCAAGAGGUUUUGGUUUUGUAAAUUUCUUGAAAGAAGAUGAGGCCACAUGUGCAAAAGAUGCCAUGGAUGGAAAGGCAUUUCUAGGCCGGCCACUGAGGAUAACCUUUGCCCUUGAUAAGGUCCGUGGUGCACCUGUUGUAGUUCCUCGCCUUCCCAAGAAUGGAAAUGCAAUCUGGCGCAACCGUUGAGUUCAUAUUGUAACAGCCAAAUCUAAAUAUUUUCGCAUGUUAUUGAUUGGGUGAGACAUGCUAAAGGAUGUGCUUUAAGACGAACUCACAAUCAUGCUUGGUAAUGCUUUCUUGACUGACUCCGGAUUAGUUAAAACGGAUGUAGUUGGACAGAUCAGUCUCACUGGUCAGCUAAAUCUGAACUACUGUUUUUGAUACCUAGAUGAAAAAAUUGGGAAAAAAGGUAGAGAAUUGAGAACUAGCGUGGUUGAUCUCUGCACCAUUACCUAAUAGUUAAUAAUUGGGAACAUGGUGGUCUAUACUCUUGCAUCAAGUGAAAUGAAUAUCUGAAUUAACAAUACAAUAGUAUUUACAUUA